Molecule: messenger RNA, 1881 nt
Organism: Striga hermonthica
Lineage: Eukaryota; Viridiplantae; Streptophyta; Magnoliopsida; Lamiales; Orobanchaceae
Source: the annotation of a GenBank genome assembly
AUGGAUAUCGAUCCCGACGACGUUUUCCGCGAUGACGAAGACGACCCUGAUAAUGAACUUUACCAGGAGAGAGAUUCCACGAAGGAGAUGUUGGUGUAUUUGGUGGAUGCUUCCCCAAAGAUGUUUUCCGCUACUUGUCCUUCAGAAGAUCAGAAUGAUACUACUCACUUUGAAGUUGCUGUCCGAAGCAUUGCUCAGUCAUUGAAGACGCAAAUUAUCAAUAGGUCUUAUGAUGAAGUUGCAAUAUGCUUCUUCAAUACUAGGGAAAAGAAGAAUUUGCAGGACUUAAAUGGUGUUUAUGUUUUUAAUAUUCCUGAGCGGGAGGACUUAGAUCGGCCGACAGCUAGGCUGAUCAAAGACUUCGAUUGCAUAAAAGAGUCAUUUAGCAAACAAAUUGGGAGUAAAUAUGGCAUCUUGUCUGAGACUCGGGAUAACUCGCUUUACAAUGCUCUUUGGGUUGCGCAAGCACUUCUGCGGAAAGGGUCCAUAAAAACAGCUGACAAAAGGAUUCUGUUGUUUACAAAUGAAGAUGAUCCUUUUGGGAAUAUCAAGGGGGUUCUUAAAAUGGAUAUGAUGAGAACAACACUACAGCGAGCCAAAGAUGCUCAAGAUCUUGGCAUUUCAAUUGAACUCCUUCCCUUGACAAGACCAGAGGAUGACUUCAACGUAUCCACUUUUUAUGCUGAAUUACUUGGAUUGGAGGGCAAUGCUCUUGCUGAGUUCAAGGCCUUAGCAGGGGAGAGAUUUGAAGACAUGCAAGACCAGCUGAGAAAGCGUAUGUUCAGGAAACGCAAAGUUAGAAGAAUUAACUUCAUUAUUGCUGGCGGUGUAUCCAUUGAGCUAAAUACCUAUGCCUUAGUCCGCCCAACUAAUCCUGGAGCAAUCACGUGGCUUGAUUCAGUCACAAACCUUCCCUUGAAGGUAGAGAGAUCUCUCUUAUGUUCGGACACUGGUGCUGUACUUCAGGAGCAUCCAAAACUUUUUCAGACUUACAAGAAUGGGAAUAUCGUGUUUUCAGUUGAUGAAGUUUCUGAGAUCAAGAGGGUUUCAACAGGCCCUCUCCGUCUCCUGGGUUUCAAGCCGUUGAGUUGCCUAAAAGAUUAUCACAACUUGAGACCGUCCACAUUUGUCUUUCCAAGUGACGAGGAAGUGAUUGGAAGCACAUGUGUUUUCAUAGCUCUCCACAGAUCCAUGUUGCGGCUGAAACGCUUUGCCAUUGCAUUUUAUGGGAGCUCAACUCAGCCUCAUUUGGUGGCUUUAGUUGCCCAAGAUGAGAUUGUUAGCUCAAGGGGUCAGAUCGAGCCACCUGGAAUGCAUAUGAUAUAUCUUCCAUAUUCUGAUGACAUCAGACCCAUUGAAGAGCUUCACAUCGAUACGAAUCCUACGGCACAUCAAGCAUCUGAAGACCAAAUAAAGAGUGCUUCUUCAUUGGUUAAAUUUGUUGAUCUGAAAAACUUUUCAGUAUGCCAAUUUGCUAACCCUGCCUUGCAGAGGCACUAUGCAGUUUUACAAGCUCUGGCGCUGGAUGAAGAUGAAUUGCCUGAUAUUAAGGAUGAAACUCUUCCAGAUGAAGAAGGGUUGGCCAGGCCGGCUAUCGUGAAAGCAUUAGAAGAAUUCAAACUUUCCGUGAAUGGGGGGGAGCAGGACGAUGACUUGGUGGACAGUGGAAAAACAAGCGACACCUCCAAGAAAAGGAAAGCAAUUUCCGAUAACGCGAAAAUGGAAUACGCAAAUUAUGACUGGUCUGAUCUUGCAGAUAGUGGGAAGUUGAAGGAGUUGACUGUGGCAGAGCUUAAAUACUACUUGGCAGCGCACAACCUGCCAGUCACCGGAAAAAAGGAAGCUCUGAUCAGCAGGAUCUUAACUCACAUGGGGAAAUGA